UGUAGCCUCAUCACUCACAUGCACGUGGCGUGAUCUUGAUCCCCCUCCCCUCUUUUAAAUCUGAGCCUCAGUUUCCCCUUCUCAAAAACAGAGGAGGGUUGGAUCUGCUGAGCGCUAAUAUUCCAGACUGUAAUGGAGUGCAGAGGAGGGGGAGAUGGGGGACCUGCACGUGACUUCCCCGCUCAGGGCCCCGCCUAUCCCUGGUCCAGGGGAUGGGAGCGCCCAGCGAGGACAGGCGGGGGUGGGCGGAUCCUAAGAAACCCGACCCGGCCGCCCUUGGCGGCGGCUAAGGCGCUCUCAGCGACCCGCUAGCCCUGGCGACGGCACGGGAGGAGAAUGGGGACCUCAACACGGGCUUCGCAGGUGCUACCGUGGAGGCGAGGGCCGCGCAGAGAUUCGGCGUGUGACUAGGAGCGCACCUCGGGAGGAUGGAUGAGGGAUUGGCAAACAGCUAACAGGGCUCUCUCCGCGCCGGGUCAGCGGAAGCACAUGUCGUGGACCCUGAGCAGCGGCAGCGCCAAGCUCCUCUCAGGCCAUGAGGAAUGCGCGGGCCGUCCGGCCGGGGAACGCCGUCGAGGCUGGCUGCAUCCUGCUGCGCUGAGUGGGUGAAGGUGAGAGGGGCGCAGGCGGCCGGGCUGCGCGAGAGAGCAGCGCCAUGGCGAAGGAGGAGUGCAAAGCGCUACUGGACGCGCUUAAUAAGGCGACCGCAUGCUAUCACCACCUGGUGCUGACCAUCGGCGGCUCCGCAGACUCGCAGAACCUGCGAGAGGAGCUGCAGAAGACGCGCCAGAAGGCGCAGGAGCUGGCGGUGGCCAUCCGCGUCCGGCUGACUGCCCCGCUGCGCGACCGGAGCCUGGGAGCCGAGGAGCGCGCCGAAUUCGAACGCCUCUGGGUGGCCUUCUCCGGCUGCCUGGACCUGUUGGAGGCCGACAUGCGGCGUGCAUUGGCCCUGGGCACUGAGUUUCCGUUGCAGGAGCCGCGGCGGCCGCUGGUGCGCACAGGGGUGGAAGGCGGGGCGACCGGCGUAGCGGCUCGCGCUCUGAGCGUCCGGAGCCUGCGGCACGAGGCGCAUCGCGACUUCGACGUGGAAGACCUGCACCAGCUGGAGCGGGAGAUCCUUCAGGUGGGCGAAAUGAUCCAGGAUAUGGAGAUGAAGGUCAACGUGCCCCGCUGGACGGUGCAGGCCCGGCAGGCGGCAGGUGCCGAGCUCCUGUCCAGCGCCAGCGCCGGCGUCUCCUCGGUGGGCGGCGUGUCGGUAGAACAGCGCACUGGGCCCUGCGACCUGAGCAAGGCCAAGGCCGCCACCAUCUUCAGCGCCGUGCUGCUGGCGGCUGUAGCCUUGGCGGUGUGCGUGGCGAAGCUGAGCUGACCGGUACCCGACGGGCCCCCGCCUCCACCAACCCCUCUCCGGAGACACCCCUGGAGAACCUCUGCAACCGCCUGGACUAGGGAUGGAAAUGGGAUCUGGCAUGUUUAAGGGGAGCGGUUCUAAAGCACCGUGUGUGUAACGUGUAUGUUUGUACGCGUGUUUCAAGCACACAUCUGUCUGGGCAGAACGUGGCUUCCCUCUUGCUGGCCCGGGAGGAGUUAAUUUUGCGCGGGCCAUCAGGGCAUUAUCGCUAAUGUAUGCAAGAGCUUUAUCCCCUAUUAAUAGAAAACCGUUCACAGUGACCCGAGAUUCCUCCGACUUAAUACUUUACCGCCUGUGCUGCUGGGGCGUGUUUACACUGAGGCUGAGCCUGGUGCCCCCACCCCUGCGGGUGAUUCCCAUUCUCGGAGAGAGGCAGUUUGGAAAGAGGAUGGGGUGAAAUGAAGAGUGGGGUGAGGGCGCUGUUUUGUGUUUGUGUGUUGGUAUUGUUUCCUGGAACAAGAAAGCAAAUGUAAUAAGAUGUGAGCAGUUUUUAUUACCUUCAUCCUUUGGGGCCUAAGCUUAGGAGAGUGUGCAAAUAGCAGUUCAUGCAAAGGGCGUUCUUACAGGGCAGCAUUACACACUUCUGCACCUGCUUGCCUGCUGAAAAUGACUCCCUGGGUGGGACACAAACUUUGGGAAGGGACUCAGUCUAUCCAAAAAGGCACUUUCUCCUUGACUGGGGCUUAUUUUUGUUCCAGAACUAGACCAGAGUUUUUGAUCCUCCUUUGGGGGAGGGCUGGGGAAUCCUCUUUGGAGCCCUUAAUCCUAUCUAUCCCUUGGAAUUUGCUUGCUAGCCAGUAGGAGAGCUGGCUUUGGAGGGAGCUGCACAACUCCCUGACCUGGACACCCCCCUGAGAGGGUCAAGUGACAUCACUGGGCACAGAGGUUUUGAGCCAAUCAACCCUGAGAGUGGGUUAGAAUGUAAGUAACAGCUUUAACUUCAAAAUUAAGGAGCUUAAAAAAAAGAUCUUCUGUUUAAAAAAAUCAUAUGACCACAUUGUGUGCUAUCAAAGCUGAUUUUUUAUUUGGCCACAAGUUCAUACAGUUGCCAGUGAGUCAUACAUGGUAUCUUUACUUACAUACUUAGAUUGCUAAACAAACAUCUCCAUUUAUUUUGAAAAUCUGUCUUAAGGCAGGAGAUCAUAGCAUAAACUAUUGGAAUCACAGGUGUUAGAUGACAGAAGUUAAGUAGCCAUAGCCUCUUUGUGGCAAUAAAUAAGGAAAUGUGGAAAACACCCUAGGUCCCAGGCUGGAAUUUGCCUGAGCAGUGCCACCAACUCCCCACCUGUGGUUCAGAGAGAGCAUUGUUGGGGAAGAAAGACUGAGAAAACAGAUGCAUUUAACUCUAAAGAUAAUUUGGAAUAAAGCCCAGAAACUGAUUCGGCUGAAAAGUGGUAAGAAUUUUUUUUUUCUCUUUUUCACCCCAGAGGGGAGAAAGAGGACCCAGAGGAGGGAAUGGGUAGUGUUUCACAGGGCAGUUUGAAGGGCCAAGGGUCAAAAGUAAAUAUCAGUACCAACAGCUCACUCCUAUGGACCACUCUCCCAGCCUCGCUCACCCAGUCCCACUCCUCAACACAGAUAGUUAAACCACAGAACCUGUUUGUGUGUUUCUGUGAUAAUGAUUUUAAAAGAUCCACAAAAUCUUAAGCUGAUUAAGAGUUCUGCAAUAAUAACUGAUAAAAGGAAUUCCUUCUGCUUCAUCCAGUCUGGGUGAAUCUGAAUUGGGCCAUGUAAAUUUCUUUUUACACCUGCCUUUCCAGGAUACCUUCAGAAAUGACAUAGGAAGUUUUCUAACUCCCUGCUUUCUCAUCCACCUGGGGCAAAGCAUGGACUCUGUCACCUCAUGUCUCUCAGGCUGGGGCAUAUUGUGACACAGUGUUGGAAAAUAUCCCUAAAAACCAAGCCCUAAAUAUAUUCUUUGACCUAUAAAAUUGUGACUGUUCUUAUGAAGGUGUUUUGGUUCAUGAUUCAUCAGAAUCUGUUAUAGAAACAACCUGUUAGAAGCUGUGUAGUCAUCACUUCUCAGCCUUUUGGCUAAGAUCAAGUGUAGAAGUUGUGUAAUCCAUAGAGGGCAAUUGGGACAAGCAAAUGUCUUUAUUUUCACUCUUUCCAUCCACUUGACAGAUCCUUGAGUAUUUACUUACACGUGCAAUCAGACGUGUACCUGGUUCUGAGAAUCCACUGUUCACUGAAAUCAGUGAUAAAGUACUGUCGACACACCAAAAAAGCUGAAUUAGAAUGAACGUAUUUAUCCUGUGGCUCUGUUAACCUAAAUACCUCUUUGUUAAAUAUUCAUAAUAUCUGGCAUUAUUUGGAGUUGUAACAUUGCCUAAUAGAACUUUUUGCUCUGUGAUGUGAGCAAAAUCUCCUUCUGCUUGAGUAAUAGGCUGUCCUAUAACAAUAUCUCCCUGAUCUCAUUUCUCCGUAUAAUUCAAGAGGUUGUUUUCUGGUAGAAGUCUGAUUCAAUUUAGAGGUUGGAUAUCAAAGCCAUUAAUUUCUUAAAACAUUUGGUAUGAUCUUAUACCAUGAUACAAGUCAUUUAAAAAUUACAAAUAUUUAAUAGAGAGUAUAUAGGGUACGGUCAGUGUUAAGAGUCAACUUUCCUAAAUUAAAGGUACAAGUGAAAGGAUGGGUCUUUACCUCAAAAAUUAAGUGCUAUUAUAUUGAUAAAUCUAUCAUAUGUUAAAUAUCUGUAAGAGAAAAUACACCUGGCUUCUCUUUGGGGGAAAUAGCACAGCUUUAUCUGAUACUGAUAUGACAAGAACUUGUAAUGUCAAGACACUUAUCACGGGAACUUUCAACUAUUCCUAUUAGAAAAAAAGAACAGAACAAUGUUUAUAGAAGAAAAAAAUGCCUGGCAAAUUCUUUUUUAUGUACUCUAAGAAUGUAUGCUUUUAAAUGCCACAAGGGAAAAUAUUUUUGGGAAGUCAAAUCAGAGCAUAAAAUUCAUGAUUUGCCUAAGGUUUAUAGUAAACUACAUAAGAGAUGUGUGAUGUCCAAUGACUGAAAAGCAGUUUGGGUUGAAGAGAGUUCUGGGUUGCAUGAGAACCCUGAUCAUGCUGCAUUUUUUUCAACAUGCACGUUCAUACAUUUUUUUUUUUUUUUUUUUUAGCUAGACAGUUGAUUUUUAGGAUGCAGUUCUCUAUUCUGUAAUGAGUGUUUGUUAAGGGUGCAAGCCCCAAAGUGUGAGCCUGUAAAGCACCCUCAGAAAUAGAAGUGCUACAGGGCUGACUUCUGUAUUCCUUUGGGGAGUGCCUCCUCCUACAAAGCCAGACCAGCUGCAGUGGGCAGGGCUCUGCCUUUCUCUCCAAGUACCUCAAACGAAUCACUGACUUCCCUGUGUCUCCCUUCCCUCAUCUGUGAAAUCGGAGGGUCCUGACUGGUGAACUCAAAAACAUUUAACAGAAUGCAGUUAGACAGGGAAGAGUUAUUUUGUCGGGGGCUUUUUUUGGGGGGUGGGGAUGUGGAGAGGAGUUGUUAUUGUUGGUUUUGGUGCAUAUUAAAAUGGAAUCUUACAAUUUAUCUAAACUUAGUCUGGUGGUAAACUUCCAUAUGAAUUUUAAAAAUCAGAAUGAACUAAGCUUACUGUGAUUUUAGUCCAUUGUAAGUGUGUAAAGAUGCUACUUAUUUAUAGUAUUUAGAUUAGAAUUUUAAAUUCAGACUGUAAAUCCAAGAAGGCCUAGUGUUUAUUAAACACUUGGUUGUACCCAGCAACCUAAACUGAUUCUGGUAAAUUACAGAUGUGAAAUCCCAUAGUUUGUCAUGGAGUCUUGGAGAAUCCUUUUCUGUAACUGCCCUGUACCCUCAGAACUGUAAUGGCAUUGCCUACCUGAUGCUGGGAAACUAGCACAGCACGGGUUGUUUUGAAUGUGGCAUCAGACCCUAGUUGGAAGUAAAAGGCUUCAUGUCUACUGUCUGAAUGAUGCUUCUAACUAAAAUGGUUAUUAAUAAUUUAAAGGGGCUUCCCUUGUGGCUCAGCUGGUAAAGAAUCUGCCUGCAAUGCAGGAAGAUAACAUGCAGCAUUCCUAACUUUUUUGGAAAAGGCACCCUUAAAUGAUUCAGCUAUCAACUAUUAUGAUAUUUUAAGUUAUUCUUAAUCUUCUUCAUGUACAUUUAAAUUGAAGUGAAUUUCCUGGUCAACAUAUUUAUACUUCACAGAAUUCAUUACAUAAAGAGAUGUUCAGAAGGACGCCAGGAUUAUAAAUCUCCAGGUGUUUUUCUACAAUACAAUCAUACUCUUCUUUUCAUGGAAGAUGGAAUCCAGGAAGAACAGUAGAUCUCCAUAAGAACACUAUUUGGCUGUGGUCAACAUAGAUCAGAGUCCUGUUCAAAUACUGUUCCUUUAGCUCUUAGGAACUGACCAAAGGUACAAGAACUGACUACAUGCCCUGCGUCCAUGAGCACAGGCUAGAUUUAUGUAAAAGCAUUCCUCUCUUUUAUUUACUUAUUUUCAUUUCACUCCAAAGAGGAUUUCUGGGUGCUUUCAUUGCAGUGCUCUGAGAAUCUUCAUCAUCCUUCUUCUCUGGUGUUUGAAUAUAGAAUGUUAUAACCUUAAGGCUUAUAUGACAAAUGUUAAUAAGCCAAAUGAAAACUCCUGUUGACAAAAUAACUUUUAAGAGUCCUUUCAACAUGCUGUCGUCAGGAAAGGAAUUUUUAAAAUACUUAUUUAUUUGGUUGUGCUGGGUCUUAGUUGUGGCAUUCAGGAUGUGACAUGCAGGAUCUUUCAUUGCAGCAUGCAAACUCUUAGUUGCAGCAUGUGGGAUCUAGUUCCCUGACCAGGGAUGGAACUUGGGCCCCCUGCAUUGGGAACAUGGACUGGACCAAAUCCCCAGAAAGCAAAUUUGAAUGUCUUUUGUUUGUAGGUAUGUGUCAGGCACAUAGAGAAGAUCUAUGAAGAAAUAUACAUAAAUGAAAAUGUUUGUUAAUGUUUGGUGGGAUUAUAAAUGGUAUUUUUUCAAUAUAUUUGUAUUUAAUAUUGUUAUAUUGUUUUUACAAUAAAGUUUGAAUGCUCUUAUCUAGAAAAUGUUAGUUAUUAAAAUAUAAAUUUUAACAGUUAGGGUCUCAAUUUUAAUGAGAAAUGAUUUCAGAACACACACGCUUACCCCACCAGGAGCCACAAACAGGCAAAGCAGAACUUUUAGAAUCUUACCCACAGGGAAUCAGAAGCAUGUUUUUUCCUAAAUUAAUUCAUUUUAAUUGGAGGAUAAUUUCUUUACAAUAUUGUGGUGGUUUUUGCUGUACAUGAGUCAGCCGUGGGUGCACACAGAAGCAUGUUUUAAAAUGUAUUAUCAAGACAAUAGCAUCAAGGUUAGGAACACUGACUACAGAAUCCUGGGUACCCCUGAAUUCUGAUCCAUUCUUAUUGAAGAUGUUC
Cervus elaphus (red deer) is the source of this 6785-nucleotide messenger RNA. RefSeq names its product regulator of G protein signaling 9 binding protein (gene RGS9BP). Gene Ontology annotation, biological process: detection of light stimulus involved in visual perception; G protein-coupled receptor signaling pathway. The transcript has a single exon. NCBI's taxonomy places the organism in Eukaryota, Metazoa, Chordata, Mammalia, Artiodactyla, Cervidae. The coding region runs from base 656 to 1369 and encodes 237 amino acids. Gene Ontology annotation, cellular component: photoreceptor outer segment; neuron projection. The record is from RefSeq and is a predicted model, not a curated record.